Molecule: messenger RNA, 7285 nt
Organism: Synchiropus splendidus (mandarinfish)
Lineage: Eukaryota; Metazoa; Chordata; Actinopteri; Syngnathiformes; Callionymidae
Gene: arhgef18b
Product: rho/rac guanine nucleotide exchange factor (GEF) 18b
Exons: 32
Coding region: 43-4971 (1642 amino acids)
Molecular function (GO): guanyl-nucleotide exchange factor activity
Source: RefSeq, a predicted model, not a curated record
ACUCUCUCUGCUGGCCUUCCCCACAGUGCUGCUGCUGCUGCUAUGGCCGACUCGCCCCUCAACAACUCCUGGCCCUCCUUCUCCAAGUUCUGGAUGAAGAGAUGGUCUUUCAAGAGAGCCUCAGAGUGCAAACCCUAUCGUCAGUCCUGUGGACAACAAAUUGUCCAGUCCAACGUUGGACCUCCUUCCACAACAGUGACAGGGUCCUCAUCCUCUCUGUCGCCCGAGUCCAUCCCAGAAGAUGUCUUUUUUCCCGCUGAGGUCAAAGAACAGGAUGCGUGUUCAGAGGUCAGCGACUACGACUGUCCCUUGGUGGAGGUGAGCAGCAGUGUGGAGGACGUGCAGGUUCUCUGCUCCUCCCUCAGAGACUCCCAGUUCCUCAAAGACCUGGAGGGACACUUUCCCGCCUCUCAGUCAGCUGAAACCAUCACCAAGCAAAACAGUACCAUCAUCACGCUGCCACUGACCACGCCCCCUCACUUUACCCAGACUCCACCAGCCCAGCCACCCUCCCACCUGGAACCCAGAGAAAAAGCGGUGGACAGCUUGGUGGUCACUCAGCUUCAUCCUACAGUCUUGCCCAGCUAUAUUCUUGACAGCCAUGAACCCUCCGGUCCAGGAGUGGGGCUUAGUUUGACUAUAAAUCUCAAAGGACUUUUGGGCUCAGUUGUAGCAGCUCAAGAAAUAAACGGAUCAGGAGGGGAAAAGGGGCAAACAGCGAUGGAGGACGAUGGAGAACCAGAGCUGGACAGCUUCCCUAUUUUUGUCAGGUCCAUGUCGACUUCUCGGAGACACAGCUGGGGGGUCCCGGUGUCCCCGAUUAUGCCAGGGAGGAGGCUGAGUUUGGACACCACAGCAAUAGACAGUGAUGGUGAGCGAGAGGAGAAAGAGGAAAGGCUGAACAGUCUCUUCCAGUCCAGCCACACGCUGACCUGCAGCAGCACGGUGACUCCAGGGAGGGAGAGAGAAGGGCCUGAAGGACGGGCCUCAUGUCCCAGAGGCGCCGUCAGCACUGUGGCUGCUGGUUCUCCAGGCAAGCAUCUGUACUCACGCUCCGAGAUCCUCGCCACAGACCCGAGCUCACGUGCCGCGCACGUCUCUCGUGUGCUUCAGACGUCCAAACAAGCAGCAAGAGCAGCAGGAGCAGACGAGUUUGACCCGGAAGAAAACCUGCAUUCCAGCGACGGGCAGAGCCACAUGCUGAUGGUACAGAAAGUUCUCCAGGAGCUAAGGCUGUACCACGGAGCAAAGCAGAGGAACAACAGAUCAAGUGACAAGGAUUUGGGAAAUGUCACAUGGUACGAGUUCCUCUCUCAUGAGAACGAGGAAGAGGACGAUCGAGCUGAGAAGGUGGAGAAAGGCACCAAGGUGAAGAGAACUCUCAGUUCGCUGAGGAACAGGGUGACGGGAUCCUUCAACAAAGAUAAGGGUAAGAACAGAGACAAGGAGCAGCAAAGGGAGAGAGAGAGGGAAGCCAAAGAGAAGGGAAGCAGACGUAGUAACGGUCAUGAGUUGGUGCCUGGCUCGUUCUCCAGCUGCGCUACCUGCUCCCUGUGUUGCAAGACGCUGCAGCAAAAGCAUGGCCUGCAGUGCAUGAACUGUGCUGUGAAUGUUCACAAGAGCUGCAAAUCUCUGCUGGGGGAGUGUACGAGCACCAAGAACAAGAAAGAUUCUCAACCAAGAUUAGGCCCAUCUGGUUCUCCAAACCUUGCGCUCAAGGACCGAGGCAGAGAGCGCGAGCAGUCAGGCACAACCUCAUCACAGAAUCUGAAUGGCUACCAAGUUUUUCUCAGUGCCCCAGGCAUGACCAUUAGUCAGCGGGGACAGAGCACUCAGCCAACUGCAGCCUUGACCGCCACAGCGUCCCCUUCCUCCAGCACCGGCCACAGUCUCCCGCACCGUUGCAGCUCAGGAUCUCUCCACGGAGAGAUGGACGAGACUGAUCUCCUUCGCUCCAAACGCUGCAAUGAAGACACCAUUUCACUUGCACCCUCCACCACUGAGUCCAUCACAGUGGAAGAUACUCACAUUGCAGGUGUUCGACUUGAUUUGGAAUCCGAUGCCCAGGACCUAGAGGCUGAAUCUUGGAGUCUGGCAGUGGACCAGCAGUAUGUUAAGACACACUCGAAAGAAGCAGUGAAGAGGCAGGAUGUUAUAUACGAGCUGAUGCAGACGGAGAUGCACCAUGUACGGACACUGAAGACAAUGCUGCACGUUUACAUCCGGGAGCUGAAAGAGAACCUCCAGAUGGACUCAGUCAGACUGGACUGUCUGUUUCCUCGCUUGGAAAACCUCUUAGAGCUGCACACACAUUUCCUGUCCCGUCUCAAAGAGCGCCGACGGGAAUGCCUUGUUUCAGCCACCGACAAGAAUUAUGUGAUCAAAAGAGUCGCAGAUGUCAUUAUCACACAGUUCUCAGGGGAAGUCGGUGAGAUGAUGAAGGAAAACUAUGGAGAGUUUUGCAGUCGUCACUCUGAGGCUGUCAGCUACUACAAAGACCAGAUGCAAAAUAACAAAAGAUUUCAUAAUGUCAUCAGGAGACUCAACAACCUCUCCAUUGUUCGGCGGUUAGGAGUCACUGAGUGUAUCCUUCUGGUGACGCAGCGCAUCACCAAGUACCCGGUGCUAGUGGAGCGCAUUCUGCACAACACUGAAGCUGGCACUGAGGAACACGAGGAGUUGACUAGAGCUCUGGGUCUGAUCAAAGACACCAUUAUGCAGGUGGACGCGCUGGUCCAUCUGCACGAGAAGAGCUGCCGACUACGAGACAUACACAACAAGAUGGAGCCCAAGGCGUUAGGAAAAAUGAAGGAUGGACGAGUGUUUCGCAGGGAGGACAUGGUGCAGGGCAGACGGCAGUUCCUGCAUGAAGGCACCGUCACCUGGAAAGCUGCUUCGGGGAGGCUCAAAGAUAUUCUUGCAGUGCUUCUCUCAGACGUGUUGCUCCUACUACAAGAAAAAGAUCAGCGAUAUGUGUUUGCCACAGUGGACAACAAGCCCUCGGUGAUCUCCCUUCAGAAACUGAUUGUCAGGGAAGUGGCUCAUGAGGAGAAAGGCAUGUUCCUCAUCUGUGCCUCCUCCAGUGAGCCAGAGAUGUACAAGAUUCAUACAACCUCAAAGGAAGAGAGAAACACUUGGAUGACGCACAUAAGACAAGCAGUUGAGAGUUGUCCACAUACUGAAGAGAGACUGUUCAGUGAAGAGGAAGAAGCGAGGGUAUCCCGAUUGAAAGAAUUUCAAGAACGGCUCUGUCAGAAAGACGCUGUGAUCACCCAGGCUCUGGCAGAGAAGCUCCAGCUGUUCGCAGACAUGGCUGGCGAAUGUGUUUCAGGUCUGGAGGAUAUAACCUCUAAAUCAAGACUGUUGUUGCGUGGAGAUGCCUCGGAUCUCCAGCAGGGGGAGACCUUACUCAAGGGAGCCAUCACUGAAGUGGAGAACCUGCAAAACCUGCUGCAGUCUGGUGCCAGAGAGGAGUCUCCGGUUUCCAUGUUGGAAGAGGGGAAUGGGUCCAGUGCAGUGCCCCGAAGAGCGGACACUUUUGGUGAUUUCGACAAUAUCACCACCAUCCUUGAAAAGAACUGCAGUGGGAAGAACAAUGUUCCGGGUGAGCCUCUGAACAGAGACGGAUGCCAGCGAACCAAUUCUGACCCUCAUCUGAAAGAACUCCCCGGCAGCAACAUGCUGGAACAGAUGGUGGAUGAAAGCUGCGCCUCUCCUGACAGAUGGAACCGCAUCUGGUCCAACUUGUUCCCUGAAGCUGAGUUCUUUGACAGAGUGUUGAUGCUCUCCCAGAGACUGUAUAGUUUGCAGGCAAUCGUUUCACAGCAGGACAGUCAGAUUGAGCUUCAGCGGGUGACGCUGACGGAUCGAGCCUCCCUUCCUGGACGCCACAGAGGCAAUGUGCUCCUGGAGCAGGAGAAGCAGCGAACCUUGGCGCUGCAGAGAGAGGAGCUGGCCAGCUUCCACAAGCUCCAGUCCCAGCAUCGCCAGGAGCAGCAGCGGUGGGAGAAGGAGAGGGAGCGGCACCGGCAACAGGUGGAUGCUACAGAGUUGAGACUCAAACAGCGAGAGGAAGAGUGCCGGAAGCUGGAGGAACGUCUGGCCGAGGAGAGAGAGGAACUAGAGAGACAGAGGGAAACCUACCAGCAGGACCUGGAGAGACUGCGAGAGUCCACCCGAGCUGUGGAAAAGGAGAAAGAGCGACUUGAGUACCAAAAGAAGAUCAAAAGGAAAACAAUUGAGGUGGCUCCGAUGUCUGGAAGUUUAAACGGAGAACUGCUCUGCUCAUCGGGGGUCACCAGCUCUGCCACAUCAGACGUCCCCCACAAGCCCCUUGUGCGCAGCAGCUUGUCUGUAGCACCGGCCGACUACGCAGAGCGCCCCGAGGUGACGGUGAGGCGAGACACGGGGUCUUCCACGCUGUCGUCCAAGACCGAGGUGCCGCUUCACCUCUUCAGCACCACCAACCAGCAGCACAAACUGGUCGGGGUGCAGCAGCAGAUCCCCACCAAACUGGCAGCCUUCAGCAGCAAAGGGAAGACGGGCAAAAGCGGCAAAGCUUCUCACCGAACUGACAGCACAGCGUCCGUGGACAUGAAGCAGCUUUUACCUCUGAAGCUGUCGGCCAGAGAUGAGGUGAACCAGAAAGCCAAACGCUCCAUCAGCCCCCACCAGCAGCCCCCGCUGUCCACCCUGCCUCCCUCUCUCCAUCACCUAGCAGAUCCGCUGAGUCCUCCAGAGCCGGUCGCAGCAGAGUCCCAGUUCGGCUCCUCCCUUCAGACAAACACACAGAAGCCCUGUGGUCCCCCCGCCCAGUCCCAUCCAACCCCCGCUGUCCCACUGCCGCCCCAUGGCACCAGCCCGCCGCCGCAGGUCCCAAACCCCUUUGUGCACCUGAACGUGCACAGCUUGACACCGCCGUACAAGAUGGACCCCGAUGACCUCAACAAGGAGGAUGUCAUCUUCUUCUAACCAACUUUCAACUUUCAUUAGGGACAGCUUGAAUGCUAGGAUCUACAGAGAACCACCGCAGGAACCACCCAAAGAUGUCGGCUGGGACGAAGGAGAAAGUCGGACCAGAACCUUCUGGACCGACUUUCUGGUUAGUGAUGCAACAGAAGACUGUUCUGUUUCCUGAAAAAGUCUUAACUCGUGAAAACUCUCGCUGUUUCAUUUGCACACUGUAAAUUUACCGUCAGGUGGAUGAAUUAUUUGCCAAGCGCUGAAUUUGUGGUGAUGAUUUCAGGGCAGAAACAACCCUGGACCCAGGAGCAGCGAGGUUGGCUGUGGGGACAGUUGAUUAAAUUCAGAAACUUGACAGAAGAUGUGGAGUUACAGUUUCAGUCGGUCACUUUUCCUCCUGUGUCAAGUCGUGCGAUAAAAAGGAUCUUUGGUGAUGCACCAAGAAGAAUUAACCAAAUGGUUUUCGGGAGUUCGACCACAGCAUCAACUGUGAUUUGCUUUCAAAGUGCUGGGACUGUGUUUUAUUUAUUCCUGAUGAUGUCUCGAACCCUGGUGCUGACUGAAAAAGGUGCGUCUAUUUCCGUGUCAGAGGAAGAGUCGCCGUCUGAACCCGUGUGUCGUGUGUAUAAUAUGUAGAUUAUGUACAUAUUGUUUCAUCUCCUCGUGUUGUUUCACACGUUCAGCGCACGAGCUGCUGUUUUGUCUGAAGACGCACGCACGCACACACACUCACACACAGAAGAGUGUGUACCUGUGGUCCAACCUCACUGGCAGUUGUGACGGUUGUGUUUAUAAAGCGUGUGGGACUGGCUGUGUUCUCGGCGAAGCUGCGAGCUCUGUGUGUCUUUGCAUUCCUGUUGUGUGUUUGGGAGGUCGUGGGAGUGCUAAAAAUAGAAGCCAGUUUCCCAAUUUGUGUUUGAACCGGGCCUUGGCAGAGGUCUAGACCCACUGUACGGCUGAUGUGAGGCGGUAGGUGAUGAACUUAGUUGCUCAUUUGGAUCUAACUAUCCAGUAAAUAAAGAAGCUGUGGGUGAGCUAAUCUGGGUUCCUUAAUCUGAAGCACAAAAACAAGGUUAAUUCUGCUUCAAUUAACCUGAUUAAGAGAUUUAUUUUUUGUUGAAGUUACAAAUACUAAUCCCCACCAUGGCUUGCUGUUGUGCACGCGUGUAAUCACCUCCAGGACUGAAGCAUUAGAGGAUCUUGAUUAAAACUGGAAACAAGAUCAAGUUGUUAAAGAAGAAGCUGCAUCAGGUCUGGAGUGGUGAUCCGCUUCAUGCUGCUUCUGUUAAGAGUCACCCAAAAUAUGGUGGGGAUGUUGUUCACUUGGAAGCCAAGCAAACUCUUCACUAGUGGUUUGCUGUUUGUCAUGGUGCAGGUCAGGACCCAGUGAUCCUUCAGUCCCUUCAGUAGUGCUCGACAGGGAAAGGACCAUCUGGGGGAGUGAGUGGCAUCGUUCUCAGCGAGCGACUCCCGACACCGUGUCUGAUCUCAGGUUUGACGUGAAAAAGGCCCACACAGUGACAGACUCUCUCUGAAAUCUGGACGGAGUCCUCGCCAGGCAGGGGUGUCUCCUGUAAACAGACAGGUUGGUCGUGACCGCACUGUAAAUGUGAGGCCGGUUUCCUGCUCUGGAGGUCUGGCUUAACCUUCUCCACAACCACAGGCUGCAUCACCUCUGCCAAGGUCCUCAGAAAGUCAGCAAAUACUCGGACCCACCAGCAAGUGUGAGGGUCCAGCCCUGCGAAAAACGGGAUUUAUCCCUGUAAUGAUUUACAGCUUCAGUGUGAUGCCACUUGUUUGACGAGGUACAACUCAUAAGUCUUAUGAAACAUGAUCUUAAAUAUACUCAUCAAGCGUGAUGAUAACUUAUUUUCUAAAAUGUCGGAAAGAAGCACACAAAGUUGGACCACGAAACAUUCCUCAGCACUUUAGUUUCCACGCUUUUUGGGUGCCAACCACAGGCAGAUUAAAAAAAACAAAAAAAAACUUCUGACUAAAAAUAAUGUCUAGAUCUCUAUUGCUGCAAAAUCUUCAAACUAGCAACCUUAAAAGAUAAUGCAGAAUAAUAGAUCUUACAAUAGUUCAAAUAAAUAUUUUAUUUCUCAGAAUGUUAUACUUUUAAUUGUUCAGGUGCUAGAUUUUAUUGAAUCUGCCAAGUCUGGUCAUUUGCAGACGAUCCCUUAGAUAUCAAGCCAAUAUUGAAUCUUACAGACAAGAGAAGCAUUUUUGCUCAUUCCCCGCAGCCUUUCUUGAUUUUUUUUUUUUUUUUUUUUUGACUGAAAGUUUGAAAAAUUUGUUCAAUCUAUCGCCUCUUGUGUGUCAA